Parastagonospora nodorum SN15 is the source of this 837-nucleotide messenger RNA. RefSeq lists its product as hypothetical. Bases 1 to 522 code for a protein of 173 amino acids. Lineage: Eukaryota; Fungi; Ascomycota; Dothideomycetes; Pleosporales; Phaeosphaeriaceae. The record is from RefSeq and is a predicted model, not a curated record. The transcript has a single exon.
AUGAUUGCGGUCGGGGGUGUGUCGCUGUGGUUGGGGUGGGUUGGGAAGGUCUUAUCGCGCAGCCACGGGCGGAAUCGUGAGAGGGUCGUCCGCAGCGCGCACGGGCAUGCCUCACCAGACUCCAAAGCAAAGGGUACGCAUCCUCAAUCGGACAGAACGGCGCACCCACACAUCGAGCCGCCCAGCUGCAAUUAUUCGCGGUGUCGCUCAGCACCACACAUUCCUACGAACCGACUAAGAGCCUAUUUCCGUGUCCCCGUUUGCGCCCAUAAUUGCGCGCGCUGGCGAUCGACGCCCUCCGCAUCCCCACAGCCACGAACAACGCGACUGCGGGCCUCUGGCAUCAUUGCCUGGCAUCCCCAACGCAUUUACGACUCCUAUCAGGGCGCAAAAACACGGUACUGGUACGGUAGGCGCCUACACGGUUCGCGAAAACGCGCCACGACAUCCGACGACGCGCCUGCCCACCACCACAUGAACACAUCACCACGGCGGCUCUCCCUCACGCGAACGACGCAGUAGAGACCACAUAUUGCACAUACUACGAACCUGGCGUACCUUGCGUCCAAGCUAGCGGCUGUCGUCUCCUUCGCCAUGGCGGAGCCCGGUAGGCUCAUGGGCCAAACCGCGAGCAACGCCGACCCAGACGACAUCGAUGCUGAUGGCGACUACGAGAUGGACGACGAGUACGAGCAGGAACAGGUCGCAGGUGCACAGAUAUCACAACUUGAUGGCCACAGCACAGACGCCGAAGGCUCCGACGUGGAUGCUGAAGGUGAGGAAGUCGACGACGAAGAGGAUGAAGCCUGAGCCAGUAGGCGCUGUCAAGAUUGCCCU